This is a messenger RNA of Musa acuminata subsp. malaccensis (wild Malaysian banana), 2007 nucleotides long. RefSeq names its product T-complex protein 1 subunit alpha. Gene Ontology annotation, molecular function: ATP hydrolysis activity; ATP-dependent protein folding chaperone; ATP binding. Lineage: Eukaryota; Viridiplantae; Streptophyta; Magnoliopsida; Zingiberales; Musaceae. Gene Ontology annotation, biological process: protein folding. Gene Ontology annotation, cellular component: chaperonin-containing T-complex. The record is from RefSeq and is a predicted model, not a curated record.
GGAGUCGAACCCUAGGAUUUAAGGAACGAUAUAGCCCACACUGCGUGAGCGCAAGGGAGCUGCUGCCCACGGAACUCUCCGGAAUCGUGCGGUUCCCCGCCUCUCGGUAACUCUCUGCUUGGCCCCAAAUCUAGGGUUUCCACCGCCUUCUCCUCCUCCCUCCGCUCCUUCCCGAGGCCGGCAAUGGCGAUCGUCGCUCAGACGCCCGACAUCUUAGGAGAACGCCAAUCCGGCCAAGACGUCCGCACCCAGAAUGUGGUAGCGUGCCAAGCGGUUGCUAAUAUCGUGAAAUCGUCGCUCGGACCGGUUGGUCUCGAUAAGAUGCUGGUUGAUGACAUUGGUGACGUCACAAUUACUAAUGAUGGCGCAACAAUACUAAAGAUGUUAGAAGUUGAGCAUCCAGCUGCCAAGGUUCUUGUUGAACUUGCUGAACUUCAAGAUCGAGAAGUUGGAGAUGGGACCACAUCAGUGGUUAUCCUGGCUGCCGAGUUACUUAAGAGAGCAAAUGAUCUUGUGAGAAACAAGAUUCACCCAACAUCUAUAAUUAGUGGCUACAGGCUUGCAAUGAGGGAAGCUUGCAAAUAUGUUGAUGAAAAACUUGCUGUAAAAGUCGAAAAGCUUGGGAAAGAUUCCCUUGUAAACUGUGCGAAGACAAGCAUGUCAUCAAAAUUAAUUGCAAUCGAUAGUGAUUUCUUCGCUAAUUUAGUUGUGGAUGCAGUUCAGGGAGUGAAGACUACAAAUGCAAGAGGAGAAGUUAAAUAUCCAAUAAAGAGUAUAAACAUAUUGAAAGCUCAUGGAAAAAGUGCCAAAGAUAGCUACUUGCUGAAUGGAUAUGCUUUAAAUACUGGCCGUGCGGCUCAAGGAAUGCCUACUAAGGUUGCUCCUGCAAGAAUUGCUUGUCUUGACUUUAAUCUUCAAAAGACAAAAAUGCAGAUGGGUGUUCAGGUCCUGGUCACUGAUCCAAGAGAACUUGAAAAAAUUCGUGAAAGGGAAGCUGAUAUCACGAAAGAGCGUAUCCAGAAGCUUCUGAAAGCUGGUGCUAAUGUUGUACUAACAACCAAGGGAAUUGAUGAUAUGUCUCUAAAGUACUUUGUCGAGGCUGGGGCUAUUGCUGUGAGACGUGUUCGCAAAGAGGAUUUACGUCAUGUUGCAAAAGCAACUGGGGCGACUGUGGUCACCACAUUUGCUGACAUGGAAGGAGAAGAAACUUUUGAUUCGUCUUUUCUUGGACAUGCAGAUGAAGUCAUUGAGGAGCGUAUCGCUGAUGAUGAUGUAAUUUUGAUUAAGGGCACAAAGAACACUAGUGCGGUCUCAUUGAUUCUUAGAGGUGCUAACGACUAUAUGCUUGAUGAGAUGGAUCGGGCCUUACAUGAUGCGUUGUGCAUUGUUAAGAGGACCCUGGAGUCGAAUACGGUUGUUGCUGGUGGUGGUGCUGUGGAGGCUGCACUGUCUGUGUACUUGGAGUAUCUGGCUACGACAUUGGGAUCUAGAGAACAGUUGGCAAUUGCAGAGUUUGCUGAAUCUCUUCUGGUUAUACCUAAGGUACUUGCUGUCAAUGCUGCUAAAGAUGCCACUGAGUUGGUUGCAAAACUUCGGGCUUAUCAUCACACUGCCCAAACAAAGGCAGAUAAGCAGCACCUUUCGAGCAUGGGUUUGGACCUUUCGAAAGGUACAACUCGGAACAAUCUUGAAGCUGGAGUUAUCGAGCCUGCAAUGAGCAAAGUGAAGAUCAUACAGUUUGCCACUGAGGCAGCUAUAACGAUUCUUCGGAUUGAUGAUAUGAUUAGGCUCAUCAAAGAUGAAAGGGAGAACGAAGAGGAUUAGAUCACUGGCAUCGUGUUCGAACACAAGUGAUUUGCUGGAUUUUCUUCUCUUAUAGGUUGCCAUUUGUGUUUCUAUUCUCCUACGAACAGGAAUUUGUAAACCGUGUGAGACAUUUAAAUCUGAUGACCACAUAUUGCUUGACCUUUCAUUAGAUUCCGUAGUUAGGGUUCUUUAUUCUCUCAA